Messenger RNA from Hyaena hyaena (striped hyena), 5394 nucleotides. It is a transcript of the gene SAR1B, whose product is annotated as secretion associated Ras related GTPase 1B. Gene Ontology annotation, biological process: membrane organization; intracellular protein transport; vesicle organization. The transcript has 7 exons. Gene Ontology annotation, molecular function: GTP binding; GTPase activity. The coding region runs from base 131 to 727 and encodes 198 amino acids. The record is from RefSeq and is a predicted model, not a curated record. Lineage: Eukaryota; Metazoa; Chordata; Mammalia; Carnivora; Hyaenidae. Gene Ontology annotation, cellular component: endoplasmic reticulum exit site; COPII vesicle coat.
CCGGAAGGAGCUGACGCGAGCUGGGACCUCGGCAGCCAUCGCGCUUUGCAGUUCGAACUAGGAGGGCGUAAAGCCGACGCCGAGCGAGGAAUUGCGAUCUCUCCAGUAGCAGACUCUGUAAGAUUUGGAUAUGUCCUUCAUAUUUGACUGGAUUUACAGUGGUUUCAGCAGUGUGCUACAGUUUUUAGGAUUAUAUAAGAAAACGGGUAAAUUAGUAUUUCUUGGAUUGGAUAAUGCAGGAAAAACAACAUUGCUACACAUGCUAAAAGAUGACAGACUUGGACAACAUGUCCCAACGUUACAUCCCACUUCCGAAGAACUAACCAUUGCCGGCAUGACUUUUACAACUUUUGAUCUGGGUGGACAUGUUCAAGCUCGAAGAGUGUGGAAAAACUACCUUCCUGCUAUCAAUGGCAUUGUAUUUCUGGUGGAUUGUGCAGACCAUGAAAGGCUGUUAGAAUCAAAAGAAGAACUUGAUUCACUAAUGACAGAUGAAACCAUUGCUAACGUGCCAAUACUGAUUCUUGGGAAUAAGAUUGACAGACCUGAAGCCAUCAGUGAAGAGAGGUUGCGAGAGAUGUUUGGUUUAUAUGGUCAGACAACAGGAAAGGGCAGUGUAUCUCUGAAAGAACUGAACGCCCGACCCUUAGAAGUUUUCAUGUGCAGUGUGCUUAAAAGGCAAGGUUACGGCGAAGGUUUCCGCUGGAUGGCCCAGUACAUUGAUUAACGACGACCCACAUCGGUUCCAGGUCUCACCAUUCAGGCCUACUCAGAGAUUUGCUCACUCAACUUGCAUAACUUGAAUUCAAUAGACUUUUGUUGGUUAGAAAACAGAUGUUUUUUAGAUUAUUAAUAUUAUAUCAAGUUAAUUUGAGUGCAAAUUAAAAACCAAUUCAAUGUAAGUUUGAAUAUCACAAUGUUAGCUUUCUAAUUCCAUAAAAAUUAGUUUUUACAGUUUAUAAUCUGCCAUUACCCCGAGCGCCAUUUGUAAAGAACUUUCCAGCAGUACAUUUGAAGCACUUUUUAACAAUGUGAAACUACAAAUAUAAACCAUAUCUAAAAGCUCAUCGUGUUAAAUUUUUAUGUACUAUUUUGGAACUAGUUUUUAAAUUUUGAUUAUAUGUCCACCUCUCUUAAGUAUAUAGUUAAUAAUUAGCUUAUUGAUGAUUGCAUGAUGCCUUACAGUUUUCAAUAUUUUUUCGUAUGCAAACGUCAUGCAAUAAAACAACCCCUAAUGUUUGGCAUCUGUUGGGCAGAUGUUUCAUUUUAAUAUGUCGUAUCCAGCUAGUAUGCUCUAAAAAUUGUGAGUAAUGUCAUACAUAGGAGGAAGCUGUGGGGAAAGAAGAAUGCUUCAGAAUUUUUAGAAGUGUUUAAGUCCUUAGAGGCUUUUGCGUUUACCAGGAGACAGGUUGUGUUCAGUUGCACCUUAUACCACAUUUAUCUCUGAAUCAUGUGUAUUUUUAACAGUAAUGCUACCGUUAGUAGUGCUGAUGGGGCCCAUGUCCUAGUUGCCGUGGGAUCGGCCUUCUGAAGAAAAGCACACCUUCCGGUACAACACAAGGUUAAUCUGGGGUAUGACAGGCCCUAUGGCUCCAUUCUAGUCUAAUUCUGAAGCUUCCAAACUUCUUGGUGCCCAGUUUGGUGAUUUGUGCCUUUUCACCAAAAGCAGUGACAGGCACCAGGCUCCCCAUGUCUAGAGGUACUCCCCAGUCCCUUUACAUAAUGGUAUUCUCAGGGCGGGCCACAAGCAGGAUCUUGCAUGUAGUUUCAUUGUGGAGGCCUGCAGGUGCAAGGAAAAAGAAAGCCUCUUCCACUUCAGUUGUCAGAGAUGAGUGGGGACUCUGGGCCUAUGCUAUAGCUCUUCUACAUUGUUUGGCACAUUUUAUUUCUCAGUAGAAAUAAAUGAAUGCUUGUAUUUAAUUUUCAUUUAUAUUAAUUGCUUUCCGCUCUUUAUAGCACAGAGGCUUUUGUUUUUAGAGGUAGUUCUUGCGGUACGAUAGUGUCUGCAAGUCUGAUAAACUUAAUAGCAAAAUUUUAGUUAGCUUUUUAAAUCACUUUAAUUUUCUAACUGAGGUUCCCCCCCCCGAGAUUCUCAUCUUACUGAAAUAAGCUGAAAGUGCCAAAUAUGUAUUUUUAAAGACUCCCAAACUUAAGAUAGUCCUUUUUUGGUUAUAAACCAAGAUUUUAUAGUCUAUUUAACCAGUCUCCUUGAGAAUAGAUUGCUCCAGUUCCAUCAAGAAUAAUUUUAAUAUCUUUUCCAAAUCAUGUAUUAUAGUCCUUUUUUGUCAUCAAUAGGAUAACAUAUGAGGUAGAUAGAUGAGGAUUGGGGAAUAUGACUGGAAGGAGUGACCAGAUAACUAAACCAACAAGAUCAUUCGACACAUUUGGUUUUAGUAAUUUGGCUCUUCCAUUUCACUCUAAGCUUCCUUCCAAAAGAAAAAGACAAGUUUCUUCCCUGCUUUGAAUCAUCAGUGGCACCAUGGGAAAAGUACAAAGUACUGUUGGCUUAUUCUGCCACCUGUGUACUUUGAGGGGUGCAUGGGUGGCUCGUUGAGUAGAGCAUGUGACUCUUGAUCUCUGGGUUGUGGGUUCAAGCCCCAUGUUGGGUGUAGAGCUUGCUUAAAUAAUUUAGUAAAUAGAGUACUCAACUUCAGGUGUCCUGACUAAACAAAAGGAGGCCUUAUUAAAAGUAAAUGCCUCUCAUUUUUGGUAUCUGUCUUCAGCACCAACAAGGAUAGGCCUUUUCUUCAAGUAUUUCCUUAUAUUGUGUUACUGAAGUCAGUUACCUGUAUCAUAAACCGGUAUAAAGGAAAAAGCUUACUGGUUUCUCUAAAGAGGAAAAAUGCUUUCCGGUACCAGAUAAUCUUGUCCCAGAAUUCUAAUUCUAGUUCUGACACUGGGAUCAAAGAAAUAAGUCACUUUGUGGACCACAGCUCAACUGUGGGUAUUUUUCCAUUAAUGUAAGAUUCUUAUGGUAUGAACAUCCAGAAAUGAAGUUGCGCUUGGCAGCACCCAGCUUUCCUGCAGCUCCAGGGAGAUGGGCCUGCAGAGGCUCCAAGCCAUUGGGCUUAACCCUCUCCCUCUUCCAGCUCCUCACACUGCUCCCCUUCAAGAGAAGCAAAUUAAGAGAAGGGCAAAAAACAGAAGCACAUGGGGAAACCUGUACUGUGCAUGUGUCUGUGCAAGUGGGCCCACCUGUGGAGUAUUCCGGGGACAUAGGUUACUGUUGUACCUUACACUGUAAGGUGUGAAGUGUAAUUGUUAACACUGACAUGUACAAGAUUGAAUUCCAUAGAAAUGAGGCACUGCUCAAAAGAGGUUUUAAAAUCUAAAACUCUACAAGACUCUAAAAUACUCUCAGCCCACUUUUUCAUUAGUGAAAUUCUGAACCCCAUACCUGCUUCAGUGACUGCUGUUAAUUAUGUGUUCAAAUAGCUUUUUAAAUUUAUUCCAGUUUGUCUUUCUCUCUUAUUUUUAGAAUGGAGAUCCCAGCAUUUUCAAAAAUUGGGGCAAAACAUUUUCUAAAGUAUAUGAAAAAAUAUUCUUCACCAUUGGCUUGACUGACCCAGUAUCUUUGAGUGCCAAAGACGUAUGAAUUCAGAUACUGCCUACAUAGAUGUCAAUUUUAGUUUCAUAUGUACAGAUUUAAUGUGGUUUACAGUGUUGUUUCUUGUUAGUUUCCAGUGGGCUCACACUUCUUUACAGUGCUUUCCAGAACGUCAGCUACUUAUAAAUCAUUAACAUAGGGUAACAGCCACAAUAGUGUUGGUUGCCUUCUGCAAAAUGACUUUAUCAGCCACAUUCAAAACCCAGCAUUUUCACAAGUUCCAUCGUUAAAAGAAGAAUUCUAGUUGGUAGGAUUUGAGAGUUUCAGGAGAAAGGUUUACUGCUCUGAAGCUGCACUGGUUGGGACUCAGUGCAGCAUUUCAGUCUUAAUAGUCACGUGAUGAAAGUUUGCAAGGCUUUACUGCCACCUAUGUUUUGACCGGUGUACAAUGAGAAUAGCUAAUGUCAGGUGAACUCUUUCAAGGUAUCUUGUGCUCAUUUUAUUUAGAGUAUACUGUUUGGAUCCCUUUACACCUAGGUAAAAGUUGGUGAAGCUACAAAAAAACCUCCAAGAAAGCAUGAAAAAAAUAGAGGUUGGCAAAUAUAAAUUCCUUAAUGCAAAAUUAACAGAGGAUUAAAUGUUUUCUAUAAACAUUUUUUUGUUGUCAGUGUAAGAGUUCAGAAAACACUAUCAGUUGAGGUCUAAAUACUCAAAACUACAUGGUGAUUCUUCCAUCGCUGUUCUUUUGAAAUGCAACUUAGUGCUUUUAAACACAACAACAACAAGAAGCAAUCAAGAAUUAAUGGGUCUUAGAAUAUGGGACUGUGCCUCUGUAUAAAGUGAUAGGGAUUUUGUUAAACACCAGGUCUCUGCUCCUGACCCUGGAACCCUCCCCCCUCACACACGCACACACCAUACCUGCAGCAGGGAAUCUGCGGGGCCUGGUGAAGAUGCAGUUCUGAACCGGCGAAUUUUUGUCCUCGUCCUUUAGAACAUUAAAUAACUAAUGCAUUUAAUACCACUGAUAGAUUGUUCAGGGCUUUGACCUCACUUUUAAAUAGAAUCAAAACUAAUUCAAGUAGAGUCAGCAAAUUUAUCCGAGAUAAACUUUGUUUCAGGAGUGUCCCCAACCAAAUAGAUUUUAGGGUAGAAUUUUGCGUGAUUUCACAGAGAAGUAUUUUUAGAAAAGCUGUACUGGAGUGGCUGAAUUCUUCAGCAUACAUCUUAAAUGGGGAAGGGAGGAUUUAACUUCAGUUUUAGAUAUUUCAGGGGGUGACACAGGGGGGUGAUAGUUCUACAGCUUUUGACAUACAAGUUGCCUUUGGAAUUGUGGUCAUUAUCAAGCGUAAAGAUUCACAUCACAAUGGCCAACUUCACGUGGGUUUCUCUGUUCCCUGGUGCUGCUCCUAACCUGAACUCAUCAUCAGCUGUCAUGCUGAGGCCAGAGCGCUCAGGGUGAAUGUCGUCAGGUUCCUUAAAAGUGAUCAAAGUGUUUUCCAUGGUGAGGCCUUCAGUAUUUGACUGAAUGCAGAGUAUGUUGAAGUGGUAAGUCAGUGAGAAGUUUUUCAUCACUAACCUUGUUUGCACUUUUGUACACCACUGCUUGCACUAGCAUCUCAGUGUGAACUUUAACAAUGGUUUUAUAGUGUAUACAGAUUGUUAAGCAUAAUUUAUAUAAAGAUGUUUGUUUACCUUUAUGUAUUUUACAAAGAACAGCUGCAGUAGAUAGCUAAAUGUUCUUGAAUUUUGUUUGUAUGUUAUUUUGAUUAUGUUCUAUUAUCAUUCACCCCCUAUGAAUUUGAGUGUCGGGAAUAGAAAAAUAAAAUGCUAACCUGGUCUUUGAAAAA